UCCCCCACAAGCUUAGUUCAGAGAGAGAGAGAGAGAGAGAGAGAAAGAAAGAUAGAGAGCUUUAAUGGCGUGCAGCUUGGAUAUGUUCAACACAGAGCAUCAGGCAUUCGGUGCACCCUUGAGCCCAAGAAUAUCCUUCUCCAGUGAUUUCGUGGAGGCAGAGCACUUGGGUGGUGGCGGGUGCAUCACCAAGCGCGCCGUGGGGGCCUCUGCCUCGCCGGAGGACGCAGACUUUGAGUUCUCCGUCAGCAACAACACCAUGUUGACGGCAGACCAGCUUUUCUUCCAGGGGAGGAUGCUUCCCUUCAAGGAUGAGGGAAGCAGGAUCUCUCCUUCUUCUGCCCCUGGCAAGAAGAUGUCGACUCUCAAAGAUGAGCUGUGUGUUGUUGAUGAAGAGCCAUCGCCCAGACCACCGAAGGGAAGCAGAAGAUGGAAGCGGAUCUUGGGUUUGAAGAGAGCCUCUGCGACUGUUACACCCAAGAAAAAUCAGCCAGACAUCGAUGCCAGAGAGGAAAGGAAGAUAUGGGGAUGGAGAGAGGACGGCGACCAGUCAUCGUAUCGUUGGUAUAUACAGGAAAAGAAGGGGAUUGAAGAAGAGGAAGAAGAAGAGGAAGGGAGAGAAGAGGAGGGAGAGCCGCAUCAGGAGGAGAACCGAGAAGUAUGAUUGUUAUUAAGCCAUGUAUGCGUCUGUGUAGAUCAAGGUGGGGGUGUAGAGAAAUUGACAAAGCUGAUUUUUUUUUUUCUUUUUGUUUUAAAUUUAGAGGAUACUCUUUGUUUCCGUUUGAAGGUGCUGGGUUGUUUUUUUGCCCCUUGUUAAUCCUUUUAUCUUUCUAAUUUCUGGUUACGUAUUUGUCUUGUAAAAAUGGCAUGUACUAUCGAGUGAAGGGGUUAUUUUUGCAUGUAAA
Nymphaea colorata (pocket water lily) is the source of this 905-nucleotide messenger RNA. RefSeq lists its product as uncharacterized. Bases 65 to 664 code for a protein of 199 amino acids. Lineage: Eukaryota; Viridiplantae; Streptophyta; Magnoliopsida; Nymphaeales; Nymphaeaceae. The record is from RefSeq and is a predicted model, not a curated record. The transcript has a single exon.